Messenger RNA from Anas platyrhynchos (mallard), 1378 nucleotides. RefSeq names its product elongator acetyltransferase complex subunit 6 (gene ELP6). The record is from RefSeq and is a predicted model, not a curated record. Gene Ontology annotation, biological process: tRNA wobble uridine modification. Gene Ontology annotation, cellular component: elongator holoenzyme complex. Lineage: Eukaryota; Metazoa; Chordata; Aves; Anseriformes; Anatidae.
AAGGGCUCCGCCUGCCGCAUGCGUGGCUGUGGUGUGUCCCCCCCCCCCCGAAACGCACACACAGCCCCCGGUAAAGGGCACCGUGAGGCAGCAGCAGCAGCCCCCGGCCAUGCUGGGGGAGCUCAACGAGCUCCUGGGCGCCUCCCCUCAGCGCCCGGGCACGGGCAAAUUCACGCUGCUGCGGGACGCCAGGACGGACGGCAGCUUCCUGGUGCACCAUUUCCUCUCCUUCUACCUCCGAGCUGGCUGUAAGGUUUGCUUCGUGGCCCUGCUCCAGUCUUUCAGUCACUACAACAUCGUGGCACAGAAGCUGGGAGUCAGCCUGACAGCCGCCAGGGAGCGGGGCCAGCUCGUCUUCUUGGAGGGCCUCAAGUCCUGCCUCGACCUCUUUUUUGGGGAGAAGGAGCCGUCGGGAGAGCCCAGUCCUCUCCAGUUCCUAAGCGGGAGCACCUCCAACCUCAAAGCCUUGUUUGACUUCGUCCGGACCUCGCUGACACCCGCCGGGGGCGACUCGUGGCGGGGCCCCGUGCUGCUGGUGGACGAUCUCAGCCUCCUGCUCAGCCUGGGCGCCUCGCCGGUGGCCGUGCUCGAUUUCAUCCACUACUGCCGGGUGGUGGUGUGCUCUCAGCUCCAGGGGAACAUCGUGGUGCUGGUUCACGGCAGCGAGGAUGGAGCAGAUGAAGAAAACGAGCUGCUCGGGACCGCCCUGAGUCAUCACAGCGACCUGAUCCUGUGGGCAGAGGGGCUGGCGACCGGCUUCUGCAAAGAUAUUCACGGAGAGAUUAAAAUAAUUAAGAGGCUGUCGCUGCAGUCAACGGAGCAGGACGUCGUCCAGGUCUACCAGUACAAGAUCCAGGAGAAGAACGUCAGCUUCUUCGCGAGGGGGCUUUCUGCAGCCGUGCUGUGACGCGGUGAGGUCCAGGACAGCAACUUUUUGGCAGAGCUGCCACCGAACCACCCCGCCGGCCUCACCCCUGCCUUCCAGGAGCAAAACUGAGAGAGGACUUCGACACGCAAGCGUGGGCAGCGGCUUGCCAAGAGCUUAGCGCAUCCCUUUGUCCUCCCACCCCGUUCCCAACCUACCAAGGCCACGAGGAAGAGCGAAAAACGGCCGAGGGUGUCCCUCAGAGCGUGUGAGCACAGGCAGGAGGGUGCCCCGGGGGGGCCGGGUGUGCCUCGCCUUUUCCGCUGGUGCCAGGCUGGUGCCAGGCGGCGGCGUGGUGGCGGGGAGCCACCACCCCGCCCUGCCACUUGGCGAGGUGACGCAGAGCUGCUCGGGGAGCGUGUCGCAACCCUUACCUUUCUCCCAGCUGGGGCGGAGAGGUUUGCUCAACGCCCCGUUAAAAAAAAUAAUAAAAAAAAAAACAACAAAAAAAAA